AUAUAUUUGUGUAUAUCCUUCAUUUGAAAUGCAAGAAAUUGGAGUGUUCAUUAUUUUAUCUCUAGAUUUCACAUUGUAAGAUAUCAGAGCUGUUUUGUCUUUUAAAAACUUCCGGCAAACUUUCCGGUGAUAUUUCCCGGCGGGUGUUCUUUCAUCUACUAGUAUGGAGGAAGAGAAUGAGCGUCGGCACUUUUCAGAAAUACCACCUGCCAUGUUAUGGGAAAUUCUGGGUAGACUUCCCAUUAAGACAUGUUUAACUUGUCAGCUUGUUUGCAAGGAAUGGUAUCAUAUCAUCGUCAAUAAAAAAUUCUCUUCGUUCCGUAGCAUGUGUAAUGCUUCCCGUUUUGCCCUCUUGUUUCAUGACGUCAAAAGCGGUGAUGAUGGGUUGGUUUUCAAUUUGGUUGAGAUUGAUAAGGAAUUGGAUGUCGAUGGUUCGCAGAAAUGUGUUGUGGGUGUUGAUCGUAUGAUUAGGGUUCAUCCAAAAAUUGACACCUUUAAUGAGAUAUGGUAUGUGAGGUCUCAUUGCAAUGGGGUUGUUUGUUUCAUAAGUACGAAGAUUGACUACUUCGUGUGCAAUUUGCUCACGGGACAACAUGUGAAGUUACAAAAUAUGCAUGAAAUAAGGAAUCAAUCUUCUUCCAUAUCGAGUUGUGUACUGGGGUGUUGCCCGACGUCACGCAAAUUCAAGAUUCUCAUGUUACUUUCAGAUAUGACGACGAACAUCCAAGUGGCAAAGAUACAGACUUUAGGUAAUGAUGAAUGGAGGAACGUGGGCAAUGCACCCUUGAAGAUUACGGCCGAUGGAUGUUUUCUUAACGGGUCUAGUCAUUGGCUUGAUCACAACUAUAUAUGGUCAUUUCAUUUCGAAGAAGAAAAGUUUUCACAAAUCCCAUUACCUGAUGAUGUCAUCCCUCAGGCCUCUAAGAAAAAGAAUAUGAUAUUGAGCGUUUGCGACUCUUGCCUAUGUUUGAGUUGGUUCUCCAAGGGUGAUAGUGUUGAGGUUGACACAUGGAUUAUGAAGAAGUAUGGUGUGAAAGAAUCUUGGGUGAAGCAUAUGGAUAAGGAAAAGAUACUUAUAAAUAGUGAAUAUGAAUUAUAUUUAUAUGAUCUACCAACCCAUGUUUCUAAAAGAGUAGAGUUUGGUCUCUAUGAGCUCUCUGGUCCCAUGCUUCGGAUCGCGCCUUUUGAUGCAAAUUUCUCGAAAUUUUAAAAAUUCAUUUGUAUUCUUAUGUUCUGUUAUUCAAGUUUUUUAAAGUUAUUGGUUAAUUAUUUAAGAGCUUGUGUAACUUAUGAAAAAUUCUUCCAUAGUCUUAAGAUCCAUGCUCGUGUUAUGAUUUUUUGUGCAUUAAUAUCGUAAAAGAAUUGGACAUUUGGCAAAAAAAAAGAUCCACUUAUAUGUUGACUUUUAGACUAUACAAAAACAACUCUUAACUUAUACUCCCUCCGUCCGGAAAUAAAGUUUACGUUUCUCC
Molecule: messenger RNA, 1472 nt
Organism: Cuscuta campestris
Lineage: Eukaryota; Viridiplantae; Streptophyta; Magnoliopsida; Solanales; Convolvulaceae
Source: the annotation of a GenBank genome assembly